This is a messenger RNA of Pteropus alecto (black flying fox), 2604 nucleotides long. It is a transcript of the gene BAHD1, whose product is annotated as bromo adjacent homology domain containing 1. The transcript has 6 exons. NCBI's taxonomy places the organism in Eukaryota, Metazoa, Chordata, Mammalia, Chiroptera, Pteropodidae. The record is from RefSeq and is a predicted model, not a curated record. Bases 15 to 2351 code for a protein of 778 amino acids. Gene Ontology annotation, molecular function: chromatin binding.
AUUGGCUAUAAUCCAUGACACACACUCGGAGGAAGUCCCUUCCCAUGUUGAGUUCUGGCCCCACUGGCCGCCAGGAGCCCCUGCAGAUGGAAGGCAACAGCAUGGAGCAGGAGGCGGAAGGUAUGGAGCCAGUAAUGCCUGAGAGCCCAGGGCACCUCACAGGGCGCCGCAAGAACUACCCUCUGCGUAAGCGCCCCUUGGUUCCUGAGAAGCCCAAGGCCUGCAAAGUGCUGCUGACCCGCCUGGAGAAUGUGGCCGGACCACGGAGUGCAGAUGAAGCUGAUGAGCUGCCCCCUGACCUGCCCAAGUCCCCUAGCCCAGCCCCUUCCAGUGAAGACACUGGCCUCACCCAGCCCCGCAAGCGGCGCCUGGCCUCCCUAAACGCCGAGGCCCUUAAUAACUUGCUGCUGGAGCGGGAGGACACGAGCAGCCUGGUGGGCAGCCGACGUAGCCGAGGGGGAGACCCCCACCGCAGCCGGGACCGUGACCGGGCCACUGGGGGCUGGUCUUCCUCCAAGAAACGGCCCCGGCUGAGGGACCUCGGCGGAGGAAGUCGGGACCUGUCCCCAGAGCCAGCACCAGAUGAAGGUAGCCGUCGAGAUGGUGACCUAGCUCCCAAGAGACUGGCCAGCCUGAAUGCAGCUGCUUUCCUAAAGCUGAGCCAGGAGCGGGAGCUACCCCUGCGGCCACCUCGUGCCCACCCAGAAGUAGAUGGGCGCUCCACUGAGCCACCAACACUGAAGGCCCCGAGGCCAAAGUGGGCCAAGGUCAAUGGCAAGAACUAUCCCAAGGUUCGGCAGGGGCCCAACUCCGGGGAGGCUCUAGGUCCGCUAGGCUGGCAAGGGUGCCCCGAGGAGCCAUGGCUAUCCGCCACCCCUCGUGGGCCAUCCAGCCAGCCACCUUACCGGCAGCCUCUGAGCCAGGCUCUGGAGAGCCCCUUGGGUCUACGCCCCCAUCUGCCUCUGCUGAUGGGUGGGCAAGCAGCCCUGAAGCCGGAGCCUGGGCGCCCAGGAGAGGAGUCACCUGCCCCCAAGCAGGAACUGCAUCAACCCUCUUUUCCCACACCCCAGCUGUCCCUCCUGCCGAUGCCUGGCAACCCUGCCGACUACAGUGGCCUGUGUGGUCGGCCUGAGCUCACUGCACUAGGCAGCGUCUACCUAUACUGCCAAGAUGGGCUGCAGUGUGGGGGCUAUUCUCCCUGCCCCAUGCUCCCUGAGGGUAAGCUGUCCCCAGUGGUGGCACCUACCGAAGGGCUCCUCUUGGCCCCGAGACCAGUGCCCACAGGCACCCCUUUCCAGCACCCUCCUUGGAGCUCUCGCUACUGCUCCAGUGGGGAAGCUGGAGUGAAUGGCUACAGCAUCUGUGAAAUGUUACCCCCUUCUCUUACCCACAUCGGCACUACCUGUGGCGGCUGUUCCUACAAAAUGCCUUUUGCAGCAGAAGGCUGCAGGUCCCUGGGCCAGCUGGAAUUUCCUCUCCCGGAAGCUGGCCACCCAGCCUCACCUGCCCACCCCCUCCUGGGGUGCCCUGUGCCCAGCGUGCCACCUGCAGCAGAGCCUGUCCCUCAUCUUCAGACACCCACCUCGGAGCCCCAGACAGUAGCCCGUGCAUGCCCUCAGAGCGCCAAGCCUCCUAGUGGCUCCAAGUCAGGUCUGCGUACAGGUUCCAGCUGUAGGCACACUGUGAGGAGCAAGGCUGCCCGCAGGCCAAGUCACCCCAAGCAACCACGUGUCCAGCGCCCACGCCCUCGCCGCCGUCGACGCCGCCGCACUAAUGGUUGGGUUCCUGUUGGAGCUGCUUGUGAAAAGGCUGUCUAUGUCUUGGAUGAACCGGAACCAGCCAUCCGAAAGAGCUACCAGGCAGUAGAGCGGCAUGGAGAGACCAUCCGAGUUCGGGAUACCGUCCUCCUCAAGUCAGGCCCACGAAAGACAUCCACACCUUAUGUGGCCAAGAUCUCUGCUCUCUGGGAGAACCCCGAAUCAGGAGAGCUGAUGAUGAGUCUUCUGUGGUAUUACAGACCAGAGCACUUACAGGGAGGCCGCAGUCCCAGCAUGCACGAGCCUUUGCAGAAUGAAGUCUUUGCAUCAAGACAUCAGGACCAGAACAGUGUGGCCUGCAUUGAGGAAAAAUGCUACGUGCUGACCUUUGCUGAAUACUGCAGAUUCUGUGCCAUGGCCAAGCGCCGAGGUGAGGGCCUCCCCAGCCGAAAGACAGCACUGGUGCCCCCCUCUGCGGACUACUCCACCCCACCACACCGCACAGUGCCGGAAGAUACGGACCCUGAGCUGGUGUUUCUUUGCCGCCAUGUCUAUGACUUCCGCCACGGCCGCAUCCUCAAGAACCCCCAGUAGCUGCCUCCUGCCCACACUGGGGCUGCCCAUGGGCAAGUUGGGGCUCAGGGCAGGGGGCACUGCUUGAAGCACAGCACUUGGUUAAGGGGCCACAGGGGCCUGAGGUUGCUGGCCUGUGGUUCUCUUGGGGGGAGGGCAGGGGUCCCUAUGAGUUUGGGCCCCAGGGGAGGGAAGGGGGAGGCCAGGAUAUAAGAAAAGCAUCAUAGCCCUCAGCUUGGCCCAGGGUACCUCUCUGUGGUCCGUGGGUGGAGAC